This is a messenger RNA of Helianthus annuus (common sunflower), 2413 nucleotides long. Its product is annotated as alkaline/neutral invertase A, mitochondrial. Gene Ontology annotation, cellular component: mitochondrion. The transcript is spliced from 6 exons. Gene Ontology annotation, biological process: sucrose catabolic process. The record is from RefSeq and is a predicted model, not a curated record. Lineage: Eukaryota; Viridiplantae; Streptophyta; Magnoliopsida; Asterales; Asteraceae. Gene Ontology annotation, molecular function: endo-alpha-N-acetylgalactosaminidase activity; sucrose alpha-glucosidase activity. Bases 239 to 2182 code for a protein of 647 amino acids.
CACCGCUUCUCAUUCGCACACGAACCAAUUCGGAUCACAACUAAUUGUGUAAGUCAGAUCUCUUCUUUUCUUUUCUUUUCUUUCAAUAAUAGAUAGAUAGUAAUCGUUUAUCUGUCUGUAUAUAACACAUAACAUAACCUCUGUUGAUUCAAUCUUUUAUCGAGUUCAGCAGAUCUAGGGUUAUUCAUAUAUUCUGUAAAACCUGUUUGUUUUAACAUAUCAAUAAACAAUAGUAGAAAUGGUUAGUUGUAGUUGUAUUGGUAUUGGAAUAUCCAGUAUGAAGCCAUCUUGCUGUAGGAUCUUAAUUUGUUACAAAAGAUCUUCGCAUUUCGGUCUUCGAAUACCUGUUUGUAACCGUUCAGAUGUCAUCAAUUCGUCGAAAUCUCGUGGUUGCAACAGAGUUCUAGGGUUUAGAGGAGGUGUGGUUGAUCCAAAGUUAGGGUUUAGAGAUUCGAAUCGGAAGGGUUUUUGUGGUUCCGGUUCGAAUUGGAGAAGACAGCCGCCAUUCAAGGUGGGAGUAAAUGAUAGGAGGAUUGUGUCUAAAGUGGCCUCAGAUUAUUCGACUUGGGUUGGAUCGCAUGUUAAUGAUAGUACAAGCUGGGAAAAGAUUUACAUUCAAGGGGGGUUAAAUGUUGAAAAGGUUGAAAGUAAAGAAGAUAAGUUAUUAGAUUACAGUGCUGCAGAUGUAAAUAAUAAUGAUAGGAAGGAGUCGGAGAUUGACAAGGAAGCAUGGAAUUUGCUUAGAGGGUCUGUUGUGAAUUACUGUGGAAGUCCUGUUGGAACUAUUGCAGCAACCGAUCCGGCUGAUAAGCUGCCACUGAACUAUGAUCAGGUCUUUAUUCGUGAUUUUGUACCUUCGGCACUUGCCUUCUUGCUCAACGGAGAAGGAGAGAUUGUCAAGAACUUUUUGCUACAUACUCUUCAGCUGCAGAGUUGGGAAAAGACAGUUGAUUGCCACAGCCCUGGGCAAGGGUUGAUGCCAGCUAGCUUCAAAGUUCGAAGUGUGCCUCUUGAUGGAAGACCCGGGGAAUUUGAGGAUGUUCUUGAUCCUGAUUUUGGUGAAUCAGCAAUUGGGCGUGUCGCACCAGUUGAUUCUGGUUUGUGGUGGAUUAUAUUGUUAAGAGCUUACGGGAAGAUCACAGGUGACUACACUUUGCAAGAGCGGGUGGAUGUUCAAACAGGAAUACGAUUGAUACUCAAAUUGUGUUUGGCUGAUGGGUUUGACAUGUUUCCGACUCUGUUGGUGACUGAUGGGUCCUGCAUGAUCGAUAGAAGGAUGGGUAUUCAUGGCCAUCCUCUUGAAAUUCAAGCUUUGUUCUACUCAGCACUACGGUGCUCACGAGAGAUGGUGAUUGUGAAUGACACAACAAAAAAUCUAGUAGCAGCCGUCAACAACCGGCUCAGUGCUCUGUGUUUUCACAUUCGUGAAUACUACUGGGUUGAUAUGAAAAAGAUUAACGAAAUCUACCGUUAUAAAACUGAGGAAUAUUCUACUGAUGCCAUCAACAAAUUUAACAUCUAUCCCGAACAGAUUCCGUCUUGGUUGGUAGACUGGUUUCCGGAAUCUGGUGGAUAUUUUAUUGGUAACUUACAACCAGCUCACAUGGAUUUUAGGUUCUUCACCCUCGGAAACCUGUGGGCCAUCGUUUCCUCAUUGGGUUCCCCCAAACAGAAUGAUGGUAUAUUGAACUUGAUUGAAGAGAAAUGGGAUGAUCUUGUAACAAACAUGCCUCUAAAGAUCUGUUACCCUGCACUCGACAAUGAAGAAUGGCGUAUAAUUACUGGAAGUGAUCCUAAGAACACUCCUUGGUCAUACCAUAAUGGUGGAUCCUGGCCUACGCUUCUUUGGCAGUUCACUCUUGCUUGCAUCAAGAUGAAGAGGCCGGAACUUGCAAGGAAAGCAAUUGCUUUAGCUGAGAAGCGGCUUUCAACUGACAAAUGGCCUGAAUAUUAUGACACAAGAUACGGAAGAUUCAUCGGAAAGCAAUCUCGGCUUUAUCAAACAUGGACCAUUGCUGGAUUCCUGACCUCCAAGAAGUUAUUGGAGAACCCUGAGAUGGCAUCAAACUUGUUUUGGGAAGAGGAUUAUCAACUUCUUGAGAACUGCGUGUGUGGGCUUGGUGGAAAAUACGGGCGCAAGAAAUGCUCUCGCGCUGCACUGCGAUCUCAUCACGUGGUUUAGAAAUCAUCUCGCAUGCUGUCUCAUUUACUUUGUAACCGAAGAAACAUGUCGAGUCCAAGUACAUCGUUUGACUUGUUGACUAAAUUACCUAGUUUCAUAAAAACUACAUUACCUGAGCCAGCUUAAUCGUACAUUUGUACGAAUGCCAGACUGAUUGUUAGUUGAUUUACUGAAAUGAAUUUCUUGGUUGGAAAAUGUUGAAAUUGCAUCGAAUAUCCUCAUUUAAAGAGA